AUGCGCACCGGGCUGCCGAGGACCGCCUGCUGCCUGCUGCCGCUUACCGUCGCCCUCUGCGCGCUGCUCUCGCACGCAGCAGCCUACUUCGGGCUCACCGGUCGGGAGCCCUUACUGUUCUUGCCCAGUCCGCACCCCCUGGAUCCCCCCAGCGGCAGAGCGCAUGUGAAGCAGUGCGAGCAGUUGAGCCUCACACGCCGUCAGAAGCGCGUGUGCCGGAGGGAGCCCGGGCUGCCCGAGACGCUGCGCGAGUCCGUCCGCCUCAGCCUGCUGGAGUGCCGCUACCAGUUCCGCAACGAGCGCUGGAACUGCAGUCUGGACGGGAGGGGCAGCCUGCUGAAGAGAGCCUUUAAGGAGACAGCCUUCCUGCUGGCAGUGUCUUCAGCAGCGCUCUCGCAUGCGCUGGCCAAAGCGUGCAGCUCCGGGCGCAUGGAGCGAUGCACGUGUGACGACUCUCCGGGUCUGGAGCAGCGUGAAGCGUGGCAGUGGGGAGUGUGUGGGGACAACGUCAAGUACAGCACCAAGUUCCUCAAAAAGUUCCUGGGCCAGAAACGAGUCAGCAAGGAUCUGCGGGCGCAGAUUGAUGCCCAUAACAUUAAUGUGGGCAUCCGGGCUGUGAAGAGUGGUCUGAAAACCACCUGUAAGUGUCACGGCGUCUCCGGCUCUUGCGCCGUGCGGACGUGCUGGAAGCAGCUCUCGCCGUUCCACGACACAGGCCGUCUGCUCAAGUUCCGCUACGACACGGCCGUGCGCGUCCUCAGCCUCACCAACGCUGCCACCGGUGAGACCGAGCUGGCCGGCCCCCGUCGCCAUGGCAACAGCGCAGUUCCCCGGCCCCGCCCCACAGAUCUGGUGUUCCUGGAGGAGUCGCCCAGCUUCUGCCGACCGUCUCGCUACUCCCCCGGCACAGCUGGACGCCCCUGCGCCAAGGACACGAGCUGCGGCAGUCUGUGCUGUGGGCGGGGUUACAACACAGCCCUGCGCCUCACCACACUGUCAUGCCACUGCCAGGUCCGCUGGUGCUGCCACGUGGAGUGCCAGACCUGCCUUAGAGAGGAGGAGGUGUACACCUGCAAGAAGCACUGAGACACUGUGUUUGCGAUGGUGCCCUCAUCACUUUUCCCGUCAUUGCAUCAGGAGCACUGUAUAGAACACUAUCGUAAGGAACAGAGAGGGUCCUAUAAUCACUAUUUCCUAUAUUGAACAGUUUGUAGCACUACAUAGAACACUAUUAUAGGGGACAGAAAUGGUCAUCUAAUCGCUAUUCCCUGCACUGGAAGAAUCAGAAACAUUAUAUAGAAAACUAUUAUAGGGAACAGAAUAGGCCCCCCAGUCACUGCAUGAUGUCGAGCAAUAUAAGAAAAAAAAAUUACUAUUUUGUUAACGACACAGGAAUUUUGGUCAUCACUCUGCGACAGUAGUCACAUUGCACCUCAUUCGAAGCAGUGUAUUAUGAAUAUUCCAUGUUCGCUAGGGUACAUUGUUUAAACACUCUUGUGAUACAUUAAAGAAUUGUAUGAGUGCCAUGGACACUCUCCACUAUGUUUUCGGACGCCACUACAGAAGGGCUCCCAAAAUAGUGCAGUGAAUACAGUGAAUGGGGCCUAGUUUAGGACAGAGCCAGGAAGAGAAGGAAGAAGAAGGGAAUAGAUAUAGGGAAAUGGAGAGGGACACUGAAAAACAGGGAGAAAGGAAGGUAGGGAGGUCUUUGGGUAUAAGGAUAGCAGAGAGAGCGCGAAUGAACGACACAAACACGGAAAGAGAAAAACACAAAAGCAAAGGGUGGUUUUGAAGUAUGAAAAUCUGGACAAAGGUGGAUGAAAGAAAGAAAAGAGCAGUGGGGUCCGCUCCUGCAUGAUUGCAGACAGUUCCAGGGGCUAAAAGAAGAGAGUUUAGCAUCGCUCUCUCAAACUCUGGCCUCUCAGACAAGUGUGGGCAAAGUUGGACAAGGACCCCAAGGCAUGGCUCACAAGAUGCCUGUCUGAAAUAGGAGUUGCACUCCUGCUGUCAUAGAAGCAAAAAAGAAACAUUGCACAAAUUCCAUGUCUUUUGGCUUCACUGAGAUUGCUUCAAGUGGAGGAGAACCACUUAUAGGUCUCAGCAGGACUGAACUUCUUUUCUCUUUUCUCCUGCUGAACGCACUGAAAAGAAAAAGGCCUUCCAGGAUCUCCAGAGAUGCAGGAGCCAUGAACCAUAAUAGGUGCUCCUAGGACGAAUUAGACGUUUGGAAAAACUGGCAACCCUGAGCAAACUGUAAAGGAGAAUUCACCAGUGCCACAGUGAUCCACUCAUUUCUCUGUCUGUCUGUCUGUCUGUCUGCCUGCCUGUCUACCUGCAUAGCUGUUUUGCUGCAAAAAUCAAAAUAAGGGUCAAAUAUUAUGCUGAAAUUAUGAAGCACUUAUUGUUGUUAUGAUGUGUAUAUUGUGUCCUUUGCUUGGUGGAGGAGAAAGUCAUGUAACUGUGUAAACCAAAGGCAUUUUAUAUAAUUUUAUCCUGUGGAAAAACUAGAAUAUGUGAUGGAAAUAUGCAACAAUAUUACCUUUGAUUCAUUUUUAGCUAUAAAUUAUAAUAAAAAAUAUCCAAUUGUUAAUUUCUGGUAAAUAUUUAAAGGCCCAUAUAAAAGAAGCACAUUUUCCUCACGUUUUUUUAGAUUAUAGUGUUUUAUUUAGUGUGUAAACAAAGUUUCAAAAUGCACUGGUCACUCUCCACCAUACAGGCCAGUGUUUUUGCGAACCACCAUAUUUACAUAUAUCCAUAUAUUCAUGUAUUCAGCCUACAGCAGUUUAGCCCCGCCCAUUCACAUUGAUGUUAUAAGCAGUGUUUCAGCCUAGACUACUAUUUGAAUGAGGCACAACACAGGAUAGCUAAUCAGAGCAGAGAUUUACAGUCAUUUGCAUCCUCUACAGAGAACACACAAAUACGGCAUAUUGGAAAAAUAUAAAACAUAGAAUAUAAAACAUGCCAUAACUUUUGCACAGGCCACAUUUCAUGUGUUAUUGUUUCCUCAAAUGUGUUAAAUCCAGAAAAUAAACAGUAAUUUCGUAUUAAAAUGUGACAAAGUGUGUUCUCUGUAGAGGAUAUGUUAACUUAUUUUCACUUCAACACAAUCAAUAAAACGUCAUUUGACCAUGGUCCCCAAACUUUUGCGUACAACUGUAAUCAGUCUUAACGUCAUGGCAACAAAAACAACCGGUUUAAAUCUAAAGGAUAAGGAGAGGUUGGAAAAUGUUUUAUGACUGUUUUGGGUACAUAAAACCAAACAAAUGUAAUAAAGGGGCAAAUAUAACAUAACAACAACGUAGAAUAUGGGCAUUUUAAAGAAAUAAGCUGAGUAUUGUUGGUAGACGUGUUGGGUUUAAUAAUAUAGCAAUCAAAAAACAAGCCAAAGCCAUGUAAUGCGUAAUUGUGACUAAGUGUUCAUGAGCGAAACAUGCAUGAAAGAAUGCAAAGGCCAGUACAGCGUGUUAUUAGUGUGCAUGUGAUCCCAUUC
Colossoma macropomum (tambaqui) is the source of this 3490-nucleotide messenger RNA. RefSeq names its product wingless-type MMTV integration site family, member 9B (gene wnt9b). The record is from RefSeq and is a predicted model, not a curated record. Gene Ontology annotation, biological process: neuron differentiation; multicellular organism development; canonical Wnt signaling pathway. Gene Ontology annotation, cellular component: extracellular region. Gene Ontology annotation, molecular function: cytokine activity; frizzled binding. Lineage: Eukaryota; Metazoa; Chordata; Actinopteri; Characiformes; Serrasalmidae.